Durusdinium trenchii is the source of this 1849-nucleotide messenger RNA. The record is from the annotation of a GenBank genome assembly. Lineage: Eukaryota; Dinophyceae; Suessiales; Symbiodiniaceae.
CAGGCUGACCGAGGGGUCCAAGUCGGGUGACGGCGGGGAACGGCGGGGCGGAGAAAACGCCAUGGCGGAUGAUGAGAAUGUGAGAAUAUGGGAUGCCUGGAAUCAGGAGAUCACAGGCACCAUUGAUCCCUGGGAUCACUGGGACAAGGUGAAAGAACGAAAGGGCUUCCCAGGAGGCUUGAUCGCCUUCCUCCAGACAAGUACUGACAGUGAGGGCUGCGGAUUUCAGCAGCCGACCAUUGUGCAGGCUUAUGCAUGGCCCGUCCUGCAGUCUGGAAAAGAUUUAGUUGGUGUUGCCAAGACAGGCAGUGGAAAGACCUUGGCCUUUCUGUUGCCGGGCUUUGUGAAGCUGAGGAAGCUGAAGCGCGCUAACGAGGUGGACACCAAGCGCGGGCCUGCCCUGUUAUGCAUCACUCCCACGCGUGAGCUGUGUCACCAGAUCUACUCGGAUACGGAGAAGUUCGGCCAGCCAGUUCAGCUCACCGCUGCGUGCGCCUACGGUGGAGCCAAUCGAAGGGAUCAAGAGUGGGCCAUCCAACAAGGCCCUGACUGCCUCAUCGCCACCCCCGGGCGUUUGAACGACUUCGUUCAGAAGAAGAACGUCUGGCUGGACCAGGUGAGGUUUUGCAUCAUCGACGAAGCCGACCGGAUGCUGGAUAUGGGCUUCGAGCCACAGAUCAAGCAGAUCCUGGACGAGGUGCCCUGGAGCGAGCGGCAGACCUGCAUGUUCACAGCGACCUGGCCACAGGAGUGCAAGAAAUUGGCGGAAACUUACAUCAGGGACCCGGUGCAGAUCCAAAUAGGUUCGGGUGAGAUCACCACGAACAAGAACAUCGUGCAGCAUGUGAAGAUGGUGGAUGCUGAGGGUGAUAAGAUCACUGCGUUGAAAGAGAUCCUGAAGGCUUUGCCGCAAGGGGGCAAUUGCCUGGUGUUUUGCAACUCCAAGAAGAAGUGCGGCAAUGUGGUUUGGGACUUGGAGGGCGACACGGAAUUAGGCAUGACCGCCGUGGAGCUGCAUGGCGACCUCGAUCAAAAGCAGAGGGAUAGCGCGCUCUACAGAUUCAAGCAGGGAGAGGUGCGCGUGCUCGUGGCGACCGACCUCGCGUCGCGUGGUUUGGACGUGCGGAACUGCGCGGUGGUCGUGAACUUUGAUGCCCCCAAGUCUGCAGAGGAUUAUGUGCACCGCAUCGGACGCACAGGUCGUGCCGAAGAUUCAGGGGAGGCCUAUACUUUGCUGAUGAAGUGGGGCAACGAGACGGAGGCCAAGAACAUCGCCAUGAUCAUGCGCAAGGCCGCAGCGGAAGUACCGGCUGAUGUAGAGGCCUUAGAGAAGGCCGCUGAGGAGUGGAAUUCCAAGGAUUCCAAGGAGGAAUCCUGGGGCGAGAAUGGGAAGCAGGAAGAGAGCUGGGACAAAGACAAGAACGGCGCCAACGAAUGGUCGAAAGAGGAGGGAAAAUCCGACAGUUGGUCAAAGGACGACUGGUCAAAGAAGGAUGAAUGGUCCAACAACAACAACAAGGAUGAAUGGUGGAAAAAGGAUCAGAAUGAAUCCAAGGACUGGUGGAAGAACGACAAGGGCGAGAAUGGGGGUUGGAAGAGGUCAGCAGACGCACAUGAGGACCAGCCAGCUUCCAAGGUCCAAGCCACUGGGAAUGUCUAUGCCAGGUAACCGAGCUCUUUCAGGGCCAGGUUUCUGCAGGGUGCUCGGGCGGUCGAUGUCCGUGUUCAGGCGGUGUUUGGGGAACCACUCCAGCUGAGAGUGCACCAAUGAUUUCAAUGCACGGGCCUGAACAAGCGUGCUCAAGCUGUGGUCUUCUGUAUCGAUGGUUUGAACAUGUUUGAACCUCAG